CGUAUUUUAAACUGUCAAAUUUCCAAUGUUUUUAUUUGAAUCAUAUUUAAAUUCAUAAUAAUUCUUGAUUUAUUACACCAACCCUUCUUCUGGUGGUCUUCUUCAACCAUUCUUCUGGUGGUCAAUAAUACCUGAGAAAAUGAAUGAAUUAACAAGGAAGAUUAGCAAAAUCCAAGGAACUUUAUAUUUAUUAUAUUUAGGAUCUGAUGAAACUAUUUUCUGGCAAUUGAAAUGGAAUAUGUUGUUGAGAUGACAUUAUGAUAUUAUUAUAUCUGAAGGAAAUUGAAUCUGCAACAAAAAUGUAAAAUCAAGUAGUUAGUGCUCUGGUAUCCGACACUUCAUUUUUAUGACAUGUUAUUUUAUAAUGCUAUCAGAGUUUCUUUUUGCAACAUACUUGUAUAUUUUUAGUUAUAUGUACACUUAUUACUUGGCUACAUUUUCAUAUAGUCACCCACAUUAAAAGAGUAACAAAAUGAGCGUCAUAUUUCCACAUAUAUUUCGAACAGAACACAGUGAAACUCAUACAACGAAUGCUGAAUAUGGAGAUUAUUUCGUUUCAAGACAAAGAGGAAAAAUAUCUGUAGGCCCGGCGCUAGCAACUCUGAUGAAAUACGUUGAUUCUCAUGUUAAGAAUUUUCUUAGUGACCUUACAGAAGCCGUAGCAAUUAAAUCUGUUUCGGGUGAUAUUAGAUAUAGAAAUGACUUGAUAAGUAUGAUAAAAUGGACAGAGAAAUGGAUGAAGAGGUUGGAAUUUAAAUAUGAAUGUUUUUAUGUUGGCCUUCAUUCGCUUAAUGGACAAAAAGUUAAAAUACCACCUGUUAUAUUAGCGAGCCAUGGUAAUGACUCAAAGAAGAAAACAGUUUGUGUAUAUGGUUAUCUAGAUGUCAAACUACCAAAUUUAGAAGAAUGGAAGACCGAUCCAUGGACUCUUACCCAAGUGGAUAAAAGAUUUUAUGGUGCUGGAACAUCCUCAGGAAAAGGCAUUCUCCUAUGCUGGUUCCAUAUAAUUGAAGCUUUCAAGAAAAAAAACAUACCAUUACCUGUUAACAUAAAAUUUGUGAUUGAAUCUAUGAAUCACCAGAACAGUAUGGGACUACAAGAAUUUUUACAAACUAAAAAAUUGGAUUUCUUUUCUAAUGUUAAUUGCAUGGUUAGUUGCGAUGGAGAGUGGAUAGGUGAAAAGUAUCCUUGUAUAAUCUACGGAACCGUAGGACAUUUGGUUUUCGACAUACUGGCAGAACAGAAAGACAAUUCCGAUAUAAAGGCCGAUAUGGAAAAUCUAAUGAGUAAACUUUAUGAUCAAGAGAAUGAACGCAUUCUUAUUCCUACCUUUAAUGACUUUGUGAAACAAAUAACACCUGAUGAAGAAGGAGUUUAUGAAGCUAUCCAAGAAUUUGAUAUAGAAAAAAUUAGGCCCUCACUUCCACCAAAUAAACAAAAAUGGGAUAAGGUGAAACUUUUGAUGCAUUUUUGGCGACUACCGAAUAUGCAUAUCAGUAACGAUAUGGCUUGCUCCUGCGAGAAUCCAAAGAAAAUGAUUAAACGACAAGUCAUUGUUAAACUGGUACAAAGACAGGUAAUGGAUAAAGCCAUGGCUCUCUUCACAUCUUUUGUGGAAAAUAAAGUUUCUGAACUCGGCAUCAAAAGUAUAAUUACUUGUAAGGUGGUCAGUGAAAUUCGACACUGGGCGGAGAAUAUCAGAUCCUGGAAUUAUGAAGCUGCCAGAAAGGCUACAAUUCAAACUUAUAAGGAAGAACCUUCCUUCAUAAGGGAGGAUCGCCCAAUGACAUCAAUAAGUAAUCUGGACGGUACAUUGGAAAAGAACAUACUGGUUUUGCCACUUGUAGGAAAUGGGUCUAAUACAGGUGAAGCGAAUGAAAACAUUUCCUAUAGGAAUUUAUUCGAAGGAACGAAGUUACUAGCAGCUUAUUUGAUACAAUUAUCCGAGGUCAAGGAAAUUGAGAAACCGAAUAUUUGAAAUUUGAGGAAUAUUUGAAAUUUGAGUUCUUAUUAUAUGUAUCAAAAAGCCGAAAUUCUGU
This is a messenger RNA of Harmonia axyridis, 2039 nucleotides long. Its product is annotated as cytosolic non-specific dipeptidase-like. Gene Ontology annotation, molecular function: peptidase activity. The record is from RefSeq and is a predicted model, not a curated record. The transcript is spliced from 5 exons. NCBI's taxonomy places the organism in Eukaryota, Metazoa, Arthropoda, Insecta, Coleoptera, Coccinellidae. Gene Ontology annotation, biological process: proteolysis. The coding region runs from base 473 to 1978 and encodes 501 amino acids.